GACCUUCAAGUGCUCAGCCUCUCCAUAAGCCAUUUGUGCCGCUAUCCUUUAUCGUCAAUAUAUCUUGUCUAUUCGAACGGUUGGGUAGGUUUGAGAGGUGUACUUAUUUCAUUACACUGGAUUAUUAUUUUCUUAUUUUUGUAAAUGUCAGUUGUAGGGAAGUCCCUGGUUGUGUCGGGCUGCAAUCUGAAGAAAACCUGAUCCCAAGGUUAGCUCUGGACUGAAUUGUCUCAUGCUUGGUCUCUACACCCACGGGCUUUUCACUCUCUUUGGGUCAGAACGGUAUUCCCUACCCACUUAUCGAAGUUAGGGCAGAGGAGUGAGAUGCCGGAGACAAACCUAAACACAACACAUAUUGCCUCGCAGUCAAAUAACUAGUCUUUGGUGCUGGGUUACUCGCUAUUCACUUGCAGUUAGAAGAGACAAAAUAGAUUCCGUUAAUUCAGUGUGGGCCAUUAAGUCACUUUCCCACGUUAACAACAACAAUAAUACACAGUAGCCCGCCCUUCAUAUUUGAAUCUAAGUAAAUGAGUAGUAUUUCCACUUUUUUUUAGCCUAAUACUAUGGCUCAAGCAUCUCAACAGUUACAGUCUGCCUCUGAAAAGUUGAUUGAAUCUCAACUAAUUAAAACAGCACAAGUAUUGGAAGAGACUUUGGAUGAACAAAUCAGUCGUUUGGAUAAUUUAAAUGAAGACGACUUAGAAGUAAUAAGACAACGUCGGAUUCAACAAAUGAAAGAAGAAUCAAAACAACGCUCUGAAUGGUUGGCUGCAGGACAUGGUGUUUAUUCUGAACUAGCAAAUGAAAAAGAUUUUUUCGCUGCAUGCAAAACAUCAACAUUCGGUCUUGUUUGCCAUUUUUAUAGAGAGUCAACACUUCGAUGUAAAAUUGUUGAUAAACACCUGGCUAUAUUAGCACCAAAACAUAUUGAAUGUAGAAUGGUUAAGAUUGAUGCAGAGAAAUCACCAUUUUUAACAAAACGCUUAAAUGUUCGAGUUAUACCAACAAUAAUACUUGUUAAAAAUGAACAGAUAUGUGAUCGUAUAAUUGGUUUUGAUGAACUUGGUGGUCAUGAUGAAUUUUCUACUGCUAUGCUGGAAUGGCGUUUAGCUGUUGGUAAAGUGAUUAAAUACACUGGUGACUUAUCGCUGCCUCCUGAUGCGAGUAAAUCGACAUCCGGUCUUUCGUAUAGCUCUAUUACAAAACGACGUGAAAAUAAAUCGGUGCGCAGUAAGUGUAUUGGUGAUAAUGAUGACAGUGAUUAGUGAAGUGUAGUGUUAUUACUUCUUCUUUGUGUGUGUGUAUGUGUUUUAUGUAUUUAAUUAAGAAAGAGAUAAAGAAUAUAUUGGUUUGAGGGAGUUGGGAAUGAUGUCCUCAUACCCAUAUAAGUUUAUUUUUCUUUUGAACCUCAGGUUUAUUUUUCUUUUUUUUAAAAGAAUUUUUAUUGUAAUGAAGUAAUAUAGAUUGUUCUUUGUACAUGUAUGUUUUAAAACUACAUAUUUGUAUGUUUUGAUUUUCAUUUCCUUCAGUUUAUUCCCACAGUAUAAACAAUAAAGUAUGAGGUAACUGUGAU
Messenger RNA from Trichobilharzia regenti, 1573 nucleotides. The record is from the annotation of a GenBank genome assembly. NCBI's taxonomy places the organism in Eukaryota, Metazoa, Platyhelminthes, Trematoda, Strigeidida, Schistosomatidae.